GUGCACACCUACGUGAAGGAGCUGCUCCGAGAGCUGGGUGAGGAUGAGUCCAACAUCACGAAAUUCCAGACCGGUGGCCCCGAUGGAGACCUCGGGAGCAAUGAGAUUCUCAUUUCCAAGGACCUGACUGUUGGAAUCGUCGAUGGUUCUGGGGUCCUCUACGACCCCAGCGGCAUUUGCAGGGCAGAGUUGACGCGCCUGGCACAGCAGCGUGUGCCGAUCAAGGAGUUCAACCGCUGCUUCCUCGGGAACGGUGCUUUCUUGGUCACCGUAGACGAGAGCAACGUGACACUUCCUGAUGGAUCCGUGUGGCUGACUGGCGCAGAGCUCCGUGACAACUUCCAUCUCACCGACUACGCAUCGGCGGACCUUUUCGUGCCUUGCGGUGGGCGACCGAACGCCGUGACCACGGAUAAUGUCAAAAAGCUCUUCACCGCAGAUGGAUCGAGGCCGAAGUUUCGCCUGAUCGUAGAGGGCGCCAACCUAUUCUUCUCCGAUCGUGCGCGAGGUGUCCUUGAAGGAGCCGGUGUUCACGUCUUCAAGGAUGCAUCAACCAACAAGGGUGGCGUGAAUUCGAGCUCGCUCGAAGUCCUUGCGGCGCUGGCUCUGUCUGAAGAGGAUCACUCCGCAAUGAUGUGCUACAACCCGGCCAAUGGCGGCAUACCACCUGAGUUUUACGAGACCUACGUCAAGCAAAUUCAGGAGACCAUUGUGGAGAAUGCCGGGCGGGAGUUCCGCGCCAUCUGGAAAUGCAAUUCCGGCCUCGGACUCUCCAAAGUUCAAGCCACGAAGAUGAUCUCUGGCAAAAUCAACCAUCUACAAGAUGGCAUCAUGGCCCAAUGCAGCCGAAUGACGGCCUCGGACCGUGACCA
Messenger RNA from Symbiodinium sp. CCMP2456, 872 nucleotides. Lineage: Eukaryota; Dinophyceae; Suessiales; Symbiodiniaceae. The record is from the annotation of a GenBank genome assembly.